AUGUAAGAAUAAAUAGCAAUUAAAAUAUCCCAAUCAGUGUUUAAGACAUUCGAUGAUUAAUAUGAGACCAUAAGUUUGAGAAGAGUCUUUAGUGAUAAUAAGCAAAACACAGACACCUCAAUUUACACAGGCUCAGGUGGUGUAGUUUACACUUAUUACCAAAUAAUGAAAUACCUUAAUUUAGUCAAAGAAUAAAAAGACCUCCUCGAGCAUGUUAGUCUAAGAUUUCAAGAAUCUUUAGAGUUAAAUAUCAAGAUGAUUGAAGAGGGACGAUGCAAGAAAGGAUUGAAAAAUCCUUCAUUUUUCUAAUCUGUAGCAGGACUAUACACAAUUGGAGCAUUACACUAUCACGAGUAGAAAAAUCAAAAGGAACAAGAGAGAAUGCUAGAUAAACUGCUUGAGCAUUAUUAUGUGUUUGAGAAUGAUCUUGGUGAGUACGCUGAGGAUGAGAUUUUAUAUGGAAUAUCAGGGUACCUCUAUUGCCUUCUAGAAGUUAUAUCUAAAAUAGAUGCUAAAAAUGAAAGAGCUCUUAAAAGAGUCCACAAAAUCAUAGACACUCUGCUUAUGGAUGGAACUUAAUGGAGCCAGAGCGAUGAAUACAUACUAAUUAAAUGGCCUAGAGAUAGAAAGGAGAAAAAGUUUUAUAUGGGAGGUGCACAUGGCCUUAUAGGAGUUCUUCAGAUAUUGUUACAGGCAGUGAAUAUUAUUCCUGACUUGAAAUCUGACAAAAAUCUAAUGCUAAUAAUUAAGAAUAGUUGCGAAUUCGUUGUUGAGAUGUAGCUUGAGUCUGGCAAUUUCCCUUCCAGCUUAGGGAAGAAAGAUGAUAUUCUAGUUCAUUUUUGUCAUGGAUCAACUGGAGCUUCUUCAUUUCUUGUGAGUGCUUAUUAAACUUUCAAAGAGCAGAAAUACUUGGAUUCCUUAUUUAGAGCAGGGGAGCUUAUUUGGGAAAAAGGAUUACUUAAAAAAGGAAACGGUAUUUGCCAUGGAAUCAGUGGAAAUGCAUAUGCUCUUCAUAGCAUUUAUAGGUUAACUAAUGAUGAAAAAUGGCUAAAUAGAUCCUUGAUUUUUAUAAAAGCAACCUUCGACUCAGAUAUCUAAUAAAUAUGCGCCGAUUAUGAUGAUUAAGGAAGAAUUAUUCCAGGAGUUCCUGAUUGUCCCUAUAGCUUGAUGGAGGGAAUCGGGGGCUAACUAGUUUUAUACUCAUAAGCAUUAUAGGAAGAUAUGAAUUCUGUAAAAUUUCCAGGAUAUGAGAUAAUAUUCUGA
Stylonychia lemnae is the source of this 1263-nucleotide messenger RNA. The record is from the annotation of a GenBank genome assembly. NCBI's taxonomy places the organism in Eukaryota, Ciliophora, Spirotrichea, Sporadotrichida, Oxytrichidae.